CCGAGCCCCGAGCCCCGGGUGCGGCGGGUGGGGACCCCCGGCAGGUCCCACCUGCGCCCCAGUUCCUGUUCCUGUUUGCUCACCGGGCUCCCUGCCCGCUACACGUGGCUGAUAAGGGCAGCUCCCGGCGCUGCCCGCAGCUCCUCCCGAGCCGUGGAACGUCCCGCUCCCGUCCCCGGGGAUCGCCCGUGCCCGGGAUCCCGCCAGGAGCAUCCCAUGGCGGGCACCGCAUCCCCAAAACACCGCCGCCGGCUCCGGGCGGGCAGAGCCGCGCAGGGCUGAGGGAAUUCAGGAGGGAGCACGACCCCCCAGCCCCAAUCCCAAUCAAUCCCAAUCCCAUCCCGUUGCAGGAUGGCCGACGGGCACGGCUGGUGGAAGCUGACGUUCCUGCGGAAGCGCCAGGCAGCGCCGCCGGUGCUGUACGAGAGCCCCGAGGCAGCGGCGGCCCCGGGCGGGGGCAGCGCGGAGGGGCCGGGCCCGGAGGAGCCCCCCGGAUUCGCCGCCCGCCUCGAGAAGAUCGUGGACAAGAGCACCAAGGGCAAACACGUCAAGGUCUCGCACUCCGGGCGCUUCAAGGAGAAGAAGAAAGUGAGRGCGACGCUGGCCGAGCAUCCCACCCUGUGCGGGGCCGGCGAGCGGGAGGAGCAGUGACCCGGCCGGAUGGCGACCUGCGGCCACCCCGGGAACGCCAAAGCCGAAGGACACAGGACUCAGGAUGGAGUUUAUCCGCGGGAUAAGCCCGGACCCUGCAGGAUUGAGCCCGGGGCAGAGCGGAGCGGAGCCGGGCGCUCCCCAGCGCGGACUGGUUCGUACUGGGAUGAGGACACUCCCCACGCACAGCGCCCGGCCCUGCCCCAAUCCCAAUCCCAAUCCCAUUCCCGAUCCCCUCCCGUUGUCACUCUGCGGGGCCGGGGCUGUGACAUUUCCCUCGGGGACAAAUCCCCGCGCGGGGACCACGGGGGGCUCCCGGGAGGAGCCGCGUUCGCCACGGAGCCGCUCCCCGCUGCUGGAAGUGCGGAGCUCGCCCCGCGGCUCGGCAGGAUGGAAACCCUCGCGCUUGCUGCUAAUUAACAGUUGUUAAUAAAGCGAGCCCGGGAGCGGCUCCUGGAUCGUGGCAGGGUGGGAUUGCUCGGGAUCCCUGCGGGGCACGGGCGGGAGCGGCGCCAUCGCGGGGAAUCCCUGACCCGGUGAAGGAGGAGGAGGAGGAGGAAGCAGAAGCAGCUCCGGGAAGGCUCCGCGGAUCCCYGAGCCCGGCAGGGCAGCGAGAAAAGGCUCCGGAUCGCUCUGGAAUCCCGCAUCCACCCCGGGGAACCCCUGACCGCCGGAGAAGGGGCCAGGCGGGGCCGGGGUGCCCUCCCAGCUCCGCAGGGUGCGGCCGUUCCUGAGCUCCGCAGCUCCGACAAAAGCCGGACGGUGCCAAAAGCCCGGCCCAGCCCCGGUUUCCCGCACGGCCCGGUGCCAGGGCAGCCCCGGCUCGGUUCGCUCCCAGCCCCCGCCGGUUCCGCUGGGAGGGGGCGCAGAGCGGAGCCCCUCGGCCCACGAACGCCCCUCACCCUGGAAUUCGGGCUCCAAGGAGGGGUGGGAGAGUGGCACCCCCCUGUCCCCUCCUGUCACCCACCGAGGGUCCCACCGGGGGGGACAGUCCCGUCCCUGCACCGCAGGGAACCCCCAGGACAGAGCCGGCCCUGAGCACGAUCCCGCUCCGGGACGGCAAAGGCAGAACCGGGGGGGAUUUCAGGGAUCGGUUUCAGCCAGGGCCGGGUCCAGGCCCGGGAUUCCCGGCUGCUCCGAGCUCCGGCUGUCCCGGGACAGCCCGGCCCUGCCUGGUUAAACUUUAACCCAGUAUUAACCCAAACCCUUCACGCCUCCGCAGAAAUCUCGGUUUAUUUUUGCCAGGCUUGGACAAGCAGCCAGAGGAGGGAACGGGGUGAGGGCUGGGGUCUCACAGCCCUGGGACAAGCCACGACAACGGCGACAUUUUAAAAAUAUUAAUAAUUAAUAUUAAUAUUUAAAUUAAUUCAACACCAGCAAUGACCAACAAGGGAUCGAACACAUUCCACGAUUGCAGACAAAACACGGAGAAAGAGAGCUGACAGCGGCGGGACAGCGACAGGGGUGGCACUGGGGUCACAACGGGACCCUGCACAAUCAUUAACACGAUUAAUUAACCACCGGCAGUGAUCACAGACCGAUUUGGGGA
This is a messenger RNA of Malurus melanocephalus (red-backed fairy wren), 2200 nucleotides long. RefSeq names its product proline rich 15 like (gene PRR15L). Bases 352 to 651 code for a protein of 99 amino acids. The transcript has a single exon. Lineage: Eukaryota; Metazoa; Chordata; Aves; Passeriformes; Maluridae. The record is from RefSeq and is a predicted model, not a curated record.